This is a messenger RNA of Girardinichthys multiradiatus, 4625 nucleotides long. RefSeq names its product receptor-type tyrosine-protein phosphatase N2-like. Gene Ontology annotation, biological process: protein dephosphorylation. The record is from RefSeq and is a predicted model, not a curated record. Bases 16 to 3189 code for a protein of 1057 amino acids. The transcript has 23 exons. Gene Ontology annotation, molecular function: protein tyrosine phosphatase activity. Gene Ontology annotation, cellular component: secretory granule. Lineage: Eukaryota; Metazoa; Chordata; Actinopteri; Cyprinodontiformes; Goodeidae.
UCCUGUGAUGAUGAUAUGAGCAGCCGAGCCUCCAGCAGCAGAAACGCCCUGCAUCCUCUCUGCUCUUCCCCAGCAUCCAUCCGUCUCCUCCAGCCACGGAGGGGCCGCUCUGAACGGGGAGAGAAGCGAAGCAGACCCGCUGAAACCGAUGGCCCUUUAAACCCUCCGGAGAACAAAAAACACAGAAGAGAAAUGGAUCCCCUGCCUUCCUCCUUCCUCCUCAUCGCUUCCCUGAGCUGCUUCGCUGCUGCUGCUGACAGGAGAUUCGGUUGCCUGUUUGAGAACGAGCUGUGUUUGUCAUACGAGAUCUGUGUGAACGAUGGGAUGUUUGGGAGGUGUCACUCUGUUCCAGUGAGGGAAGUUUACACCUACGACGUCUCCCCAUCUGUAGUGCAACGUUUCCGCAUUCUGCUGGAGAAGCUGUCCAACAGAGGGUUAACUUGGGAAGAUGACACUACCCAGCAGGUUCUGUCCAAGGAGUUAUCCAAACUCAGGAGGAUUCCCUACGGGUCGCAGCUGAAAGGACCAAUCUACAGAAGCAACAGCAGGCCAGCAGCUACAGCGAUGGACCCAGUAGACCAAAAGGUGAAGCCAGUGGAGGUGGAACUCAAGAGAAAUCUGCAGACAUACCUCCAACGUCUGGGUCUGCUUCCCAAAACGUCACCCACCUCCAGCCCGCGCAAACCUGGCAAGCCGCUGCAGAAGCAGGGACCUCUCUCCAACCAGCUGCUCCCCUCGCAGGCUGAUGGGGAUCUUCUCCUAGCAGCCCUGAAGCAGUAUGUCUUGGGGCGUCUCUCUCUGCACAGUGGUGGGAUUAAGCAGGAAGCCCCCUCUCCAUGGCUCAGGCCCUUCUACGACAAUGGCAUAGAAAAUCCCGGGCUCAAAAAGGAGACCUCACAAUCCAAGCUUGUGAAGACAGGAAGUUCUCCUGUAGCUUCAGCCAAGGAGCCACUCACAUCUGUGGAUGAGAGGUUUAUCGAGAAGGUCCUGAAGAACGUUGGCAGACAGCAUGUCGAUGUGGACAACCUGACACCGCAGGACCUAAACCAGCUCUCCAGCCUGAUAGCUGACGCUCUUCAGGUGGUUGACCAGGACCAGGGACUGAACAGGGUUCUGAACCGGGAUCGAGGACCCGGACUAAGAGACUUGGAGGGUGAACAGAGCGACUCCAGUCUGGAGGCUUCCAGAGCUGAGAAGGAUAAAACGAUGCUGCAGAACGUGCCCACUCUGAACCCUAACCCUCAGGAGAACACUCCUUUGGCACUAGCAGAGCUUCAAGAGUCCCACACAGAUGCACUGCAGGCUAAUGUGAAUGAGCUGGCUGAGAGUGGCAGCCUCUUUAACAAGCUGCUGGCCUACCUGGACAAAACCUCUCUGGCCGAUCCUUCUUCAGUGAGAAGCCGCUACGACAUCUCUGCGGAGGCGCCCGGGGGCCGGCAGGUGGGCCUGGAAAACGUCCAGAGCCGCACCAGUGAGGCAGGAGUGGCGGUGCAGAAGAAGGACACCACCCAGUCUGUGGAGGAGGUGGCGGAGGUGGCGGGCUGGAUCAAGGAGGUGGUGCCUCCUCCAGCUUCACUCGUGUAUGAGGAGCCGCACAAGAAGACGAUGCACGCUCCAGAGCUGCAGCUGGACGUCAAAGCAGACAGGAAGAGGCCAAACGACGACAUUUUUGGUUACGUCAUCACAGACACAGAUCGGCUGCAGACAGACGAAGGCCUUCAUCUGAUGGAGAUCUUGGCUCAUCGGGCAAACAUCCAGAUGACUGAUUUCGCAGAGCUCUUGGUGGUGGGACCGGCUGUGACCUUCAAAGUGAGCCGCAACUCCCAGAACGUCAGCACUGCAGAUGUGGCCAAUGUGGCAGUUAAACAAAAAGCUGAUGUAGAGAAGGAGGCCAAGGUCACCAUCCUGGAGGCAGGAAUCGCAGAUGGAACCCAGAUCAAGCAGAUCCCCACCAAGUACAGCCAGGGAGAGUCCACCAAGUUCCUCAUCCUCACCAUUGUGUCUAUCCUGUGUAUCGUCGGUGUGCUGCUGGCCUCCACAGUGGCCUACUGCCUCCGUCACCGCUCCCACCACAAGCUUAAGGAGAAGCUCACCAAUCUGGGGACGGAUAGUGGCGGCGAUACUACUGCCACCUAUCAGGAACUCUGCCGGCAACGCAUGUCGGUCAAACCUCCCGUUGAACGCCCAGAGCCGAUCUCCUCCAGGAUCAACAGUGUCUCGUCUCAGUUCAGCGACGGCGGUCCGGCCAUCAGCCCCUCCGGACGUGGCAGUAUCUCCUCAUGGAGCGAAGAGCCCACCCACUCCAACAUGGACAUUUCGACUGGUCACAUGAUACUGUCUUAUAUGGAAGAUCACCUGAAGAAUAAGGACCGCCUGUUGAAGGAAUGGGAAGCGUUGUGUGCAUAUCAGGCUGAACCCAAUGCAACUACCACUGGCCUGAAGAAUGGCAACACAAAGAAGAACCGCUCCACUGCUGUGGUGGCAUAUGAUCACUCCAGAAUCACCUUGAAGGUGGAGAACAGCCAAGGCAGCUCUGACUACAUCAAUGCCAGCCCGAUUAUGGAUCAUGAUCCCAGGAACCCAGCUUACAUUGCCACUCAAGGUCCCCUGCCCUCCACUGUGGCUGAUUUCUGGCAGAUGGUGUGGGAGAACGGCUGCGUGGUCAUCGUUAUGCUGACUCCUCUGGUCGAGAACGGCGUGAAGCAGUGUUACCAUUACUGGCCUGAUGAAGGAUCCAACUUGUACCACAUCUACGAGGUAAACCUGGUGUCUGAACACAUCUGGUGCGACGACUUCCUGGUUCGGAGCUUCUACCUGAAGAACAUGCAGACCAAUGAGACACGCACCGUCACUCAGUUCCACUUCCUGACCUGGCUCAACCAGAAUGUCCCAGAGACCAGCCGGACCCUCCUUGACUUCCGCAGGAAAGUUAAUAAGUGCUACCGGGGUCGCUCAUGUCCCAUCAUAGUCCACUGCAGUGAUGGUGCAGGAAGAAGUGGAACCUACAUCCUGAUCGACAUGGUCCUCAACAGAAUGGCUAAAGGUGCCAAGGAGAUUGAUAUUGCAGCCACUCUGGAGCACCUGCGGGACCAGAGGCCAGGAAUGGUCCAGACCAAGGAUCAGUUCGAAUUUGCAUUGACAACUGUUGCUGAAGAGGUGAACGUGAUUCUGAAGGCCCUUCCUCAUUAAGACGACAACUCUCCUCUUCCAUCCCAACUGGAUAAUUGUCCCAGAGCUCUUUCAGUUUUCCAACAGUUAUACAACUCUGUUAAUUUUCUUGUCUUAAUCUCUUGAAAUCUAUAGUUUACUUUAUUUCUCAAUAUCCCCGUCCUUGUUGUCUUUUUCCCCAUUCCCUUAUCAUCCAAUUUUUUGUUUUGUCAUGUUUACCCAUAUUUGUGUGCAAACAGUCUUUGUUUUGUCUCCUAGUUUAUUUUUUUGUAAUUUCCUCCAUUUAAAUAUUUUCCUCUGUUCAUCUUAGUUGACAUUGUGGCAGGAAACCACCAUCAGUUUGAACAUGGAUGGACACUCCCCAUUAUCCUACAACUUAUUUUCUUGCUGCAAUUUAGCACAUUUUGAUUGGCUGACAUCUUUGUUGUUAGAAUAUCUAUAUUAGUUUUGUGUUUGAUCAUCAGGGACCUAAUGGGCAUCAGUUGGGUGCAACAAGGUUUAGCAACAUAAUCCCAAAAAAGGUUUUGAGUUUGCUCAUGAAAUAAAGAUGCUUGGGCUUUGGACUAUAUAUUAAUAUAGUGCCUUACCCAGUGCUGUACAAAAACAGAAAUGAUUUGUUCGCUAAGGUCAGGUGGAUGUUAAUGAUCACUUUCAAAAUUUGCUUUUUUUAUUUGCCAAACCUGAACGUUAAACUGAAUUGCUGUCCUGAUUGGUCUUUGGGUGUCUGCAAAAAUAAAUGUCACUUUUUGUAUGAGCUUCAUUGCCAUGCUACAAUAUGUUUUCAUGCAGUAUCCUAGAGUGCCACAGUAAUUCAGUGUUGCUCAGUGUGGUACUUUGGGUACACAAAGCAGCUGAUUUAACUUUUAAUUACUGCUUGUUUUAUUUCACUGGAAUUAUAUUUUGGAAAUGUAUGGAAAUAUGUAUGGAAAUAUGAUUUUUUUUAUUGUUGUACUUUUAGUGUAAGCAAUAUUGUGUUUCUUAAACCUGAAAUGAUUUUUUGUGGACAACCUAUAUUGCGGGUCAUCAGUGAAAUUACACUUAAGUCUAGUGUUAACUAAAAAUGUUGUAGAAGACUGCAAAAAGCUACAGUUAAAUUGCCCUUAUUCCAGCUGAUUAAGGGUUAACAGUGCUUGACAUUGUUGAAAAUAAACUGAAUUGUGGAUUUUCAUUCUUGUGACUAAUAAAUAUAAAGGUACCACAGCUGAAGCAUGGAAUACUGGAUUAAUGGCAGUAUAAUGGGUUUCAAACAAGUAAAUGUAUCAUAAAAUGGUUUAGUUUAGCAUUUAAACAGAUUCUAUAUGUAGCAUAAAUGGAUGAAUUGUGUGUAUGUAUGUGUAUAUAUAUAUAUAUAUAUAUAUAUAUAUAUAUAUAUACACACCCACACACAGUAGCAAAAUCUGUUUUCCCUCAAAUGCAUCCUAAAAUUGUUUGCUGUAAAUUAAAAGCACAAGAAACCA